Molecule: messenger RNA, 1539 nt
Organism: Paramecium sonneborni
Lineage: Eukaryota; Ciliophora; Oligohymenophorea; Peniculida; Parameciidae
Source: the annotation of a GenBank genome assembly
AUGAAAAAAGUGGGAAAUCAUUUUAAGAGUAUUGAUUUUUUUAGUGUAACAUACUCUCCUGCCAUAUCAGAAGGUUUUAACUACAAUCAUUCAAGUAUAAUUGGAGGAGUUAUUUCUUUGAUAAUUGGUUCAUUGAGUUUGUUAUAUUGUGCAUACUAUUUAUAUUUAUGGUAGAGUGGUUCCCUUUUGCCAAAAGUAGCCGAUGAUAUAAACAAAUUUCAAGAGGAUUUUAGAUUUGGUGAAAUUAACAAUCAUAUUGAGGUGAUAGCUUAUGAUAAUAAUGGUGAAUCAGCAAUAAAUCCAUUUAAAGGGGAUGAGUUAAUUAUUAUGCCUUUGAUUUUAGAUCUUGAUGUAGGGGAAUAUCAAGCCUUGCCUACUAAUUUUACAUAAGAAAGUAAGCUUGAUAUCAAUUAAAUUGUUAACAAGGAUAGGCAAUUCAUAGUACUCUUUUCACUUUGUAAAGAAGAAUACUUAAUUGAAGGAUAUAAGUGUGCUUCAGAUGAAGUUAAGAAAAAUUAUUUGAGUUAAUAUGGAAAUAUGAUAUAUGCAAAUUUUGAAUUUACUACAAUCAAUCCAUCAACAUUUGCACAUCAAUCAUAUUUUAGAACCUAUUCAAUUUUUAUCCAUUCUGGUGCCGAGUUGUGCUCAGAAAUUACAUUACAUUAUCAAAUGAAUCAAUAUUUGAUAGACUAAGCUUUCUUAUUUUCAUCAGAAAUAAAAGAGUAUAAUUAUAUUUCAGAUUCGCUAAAUUAUAUUUAAUAUGGAGCUAAAAGUUACUGUGAUACUUAUUACCUUCCAGAUACUUUUGGAUCAUAUUGGAUACUCUUUUAAUAAUAAUAUCAUACAGUACGAAUUGGAUAUCCAUCAAUAAGUGAAGUAUUUGCAGCAAUUGGAUCAAUAAUUAGUAUAUUAUUUUCUGUCAAAUAUUUGAUUACUAUUUUAAAUUUAUCACAAAUGAGAUAAUCUGUUUUAGAUGAUAUAAUGAGAUAAUAUUAUCCUGAAAUGAGAAGAUUUGACAUUAUAAAAAGUUUUUGUGGAAAAAUUAAAUCAGUUAAAUUUGAUGGUUUGUAAGUAGAAUUGUCUGGAUUUUUGAAAUUUUAGAAAUAAAUUCAUUCUCAAAUGGCUUGUAAAUUGAAUUAUAAAAAUUUAUUGUAUGAAAUGUCACGGUUUUAAUUUAUAAUUAUGUCAAUGAAAAGGAGAAGUGAAAUUUAAAAAGUACAUUCGGUUGGAAUAAAAGUACCGAUGAAACUAUCUGAAUCAGGUUAAACGUAUUUAAUUGAUGAAGGGUAUUAAUAUUAAAUGCAAACACUGAACGUAAGUAAUUUAAAUAGUGUCAAUUCAAAAUAUGAUAUUUUGUCUAUAAAUGAUGCCUUAAUUUUUAGUCCUUAUUCUAAGAAACUUAAUUAACCGUCUGAAUUAUAAAGUGCAAGGAACUAAGAAAAAUGUAAUUCAGAAGAAGAGAUAAAUUAAGAACAGGAUUUCUAUGAUGUAAAUUACAUAAAUUUACAUGGUUUAACAAAUAGGUCCCAUUUUAAUUGA